UUUUAUUUGUCUCUUGGCCAUUGGCGUUUUUUCCUGAUGAAAAGUUGGCAGCACUGGUGUGGUGUGGGAAAUGUUCAUUGCAGUUUUGAAGUGAUAUUUGAGUUGUUGGCCACCUUUUGGAUUUCCAAUAAUGUCACAGGGAUCGAGUUCUGAUGAGGAACUCGACUUUAAAGUGGUAAGCUCGACAAAUUACCAGCGCGUUCAGGAAAAAGUUGAAAAAAUAAGCUAUGCGGAUGGUGUUGCUGAUGGACGGGAGCGGGUCUUUCAAACUAGCUUCGAUCAGGGAUAUGCGGAUGGACUAAAAGUUGGCCUGGAAUUGGCCAAAUUCAGCUCAUUUUUCGACACACUUGCAGCAACUGGCACAAAGGAUGAUGAAAAGUUAUUAAAAGAAAAGGAUGCAUACAAAGAGCUGAGACUGGCAAAAGCCACAGAAAAACAGCACUUUAAAUACUUGGAUCAUCAAAAUGAGCCCUUAAACGUGGUCUCGGGAAAACAGGACACCUAUAUAGACGAUUUAUUGGGUCAAUGUGCCGCAUCAUUGCCAAUAACUGCGAAUUUAUUCGUAUCCAGGGAUUCUAGCGUUAAUCUGUUUUAAUGUAUAUGAUUGGGAAUUAUCAAAAUUAACUGAACAUA
Molecule: messenger RNA, 633 nt
Organism: Drosophila obscura
Lineage: Eukaryota; Metazoa; Arthropoda; Insecta; Diptera; Drosophilidae
Exons: 2
Coding region: 131-595 (154 amino acids)
Source: RefSeq, a predicted model, not a curated record